This is a messenger RNA of Ruditapes philippinarum (Manila clam), 6308 nucleotides long. RefSeq names its product muscle M-line assembly protein unc-89-like. Gene Ontology annotation, molecular function: myosin binding; actin binding; small GTPase binding. The transcript has 26 exons. Gene Ontology annotation, cellular component: cortical actin cytoskeleton. Gene Ontology annotation, biological process: intracellular protein transport. The record is from RefSeq and is a predicted model, not a curated record. The coding region runs from base 383 to 5962 and encodes 1859 amino acids. NCBI's taxonomy places the organism in Eukaryota, Metazoa, Mollusca, Bivalvia, Venerida, Veneridae.
AGCUGGUGAUCUACAUAUAUUGUAUGCCAAGCUGCGGUAUUAGAAAAUUUGUAUUAUAACACAACAAAUAAAAGCGACAGAGAUAUUUCAGACCAAUAUUGAGCACUUUUUCGAGUCUACAUUUCUUGUAAAUAGUGAGAGUGUUAGUGGAUUGAGGGAGAAAUUUGCAGGAUUCAUUGUGGAAACCAAGAGGGCAAGUGUCAACAAUGGAUUAAUUGUUCCAAAGAUGUGAAAGGACAACAAAGAUUUGUAAUGUAAUGAAAGAAGUACCAUUAUUUAGUGUGAAAUUCUUCAAGACCAUUAACAAAAGAUAAGAAGUGACCAUGCGAUUCUAAGGUGUUAGAUUUUUUGUGAAUUUGUGGCAGAUUUUGGACUCCUAGAGAUGGGAAAAUCAAUGAAUCUGAACAAUCUUUCACCAGAGGAGGCACAGCAGAUCCUCAAGGUCAUCCAGAAGGACUUUGAACUGAGACAGAAAGAAAGAGAGAGAUUAAGUAAAAUCGAGGAAGUUGUAAAUGAAGAGGAAAGUAAGACAGAGGUGUUGACGAAACAACAGAAGUUUAACGAGAAUUGUUGUAUCCGAUGUUGCCAGACGUUUGGUUUUAUCUUCAACAGGAAGCAGCUUUGUCAGUCUUGUCGUCUGUACGUCUGUAAAUCGUGUGCCAGAUAUGAUGACAAUAUCAAGGGUUACGUCUGCAAGGCAUGUUUAACAGAAUUGGAACUGAAACAGAAAUCUGGCGACUGGUUUUACAACAAUGUUAGCAGGAAGUAUAAGAGAUUUGGUAGUGCGAAGGUUGUGAGGACCUUAUAUAAACAUGCUGACGGGACACGGCACUCAAAGUUCCAUUGGAGUGAUGGCGAUGAAGCAAUUAUGGAGGAACAAGAACAUUUUGAUGACAUUACACAAGCUGACAAUGAGAGUGACAGUGGCUAUGAUCCCUCCCUCUACAGUUCUUUCGGCCAAUCAGGAUCCCUGAGAGCAAAGACACGCCCCUCUCUCAAAUCUGUCUUCCCAGAAAUCAAGAUUACUGAUGAAGAUUGUGAAGAAAUUGACAAUAGCCUGUUCUCUCCACCACCACCUCUUGGUCAGAUUUCACCGAGACAGACAAAUGGAACAAUAUGCAAUAACAACAACAACAAUGAGAUUGACGGGUCACCGGACACGUCUAUGGAAAGUAUACAAAUCUCCACACAGACGACUCCGGUACCACACCCGAGGACAGCGACCACACCAACUCAAACUAUUGAAGAUCUCGACACAAAAGAACAGGAGAAAAGAGACAUAUAUAAAGAGGCUUUCGAAAGUACCAAGAGGACAGAGGAAGCCAAGUUCAAGGUUCGCUUUGACAACUUGCUACAGGAGAUGCAACAAUCUUUUGAAGCCCUGUCACCUAGAGAUGGACAGGUUCCCUCACAAUAUGGCAGCACUUCAUAUGGUGAAUUGAUGUCCACAUAUAGAGGAAGAGUAAAAGAUCUGUUAGUGAGUCUAUCUCAAAGAUUGGAACUUGCUGUUGAGAGUUUUGAUGAAACUUGUGCGUGUAAUCCAAGUCUGACAUCACAGAAAGUGAAACUAAUGAUCUCAAAACUAGUGGAGGAUAGACUCGGUGAAUCUCUUGAUUUGACAAGUGAUGAGGCAGUGUCAGAUCUGUCAUCCCUCUCAGAUGAAUCUGGAGAACAAAAAUCCCUAGAGGAUCAAAUUGCUCAGGCAGUUAUUGCAAGGGUGCUAGAAUUACAUAGAAAUCAAAAUGGUGUUCAUCUUGAACUCAAUGAACCUGCAGACGACAGCAGAAAUAGUGACUCUUCAGGAUUGGAGGUAAAAACAGUAGUGAGGAGUAGAGGCUCUUCAGUAGCAGAAGAGCCUAAUGUACAUGAAAUGGUGCCAAAUGAACAUAUAUUGCACAAAGGUGCAACUAGAUUAGAUUAUAGAGAUUCCAACUCAAAUGAAAGUGAUAUUAAUGCCAAUAUUAAAGACAGAGGCAAAUGGGCAAAGGCAGAUAUACAUAAAGAUUAUAGAAAUGAAGACGAUAUUGAUGGUGAAAUUAAAACCUCAGGAAAACAUUCACCUCAGCCUCAACAUCAUGUUGAUGAAGACUUUGAUGAGGAUGUUCAAGUUGGAAAACACACUCAAAGAGAUAGGAGAAAAAGAACUCAUUCAGAUCGUUCAGAACCGGAACAUCAAAGACAGAGAUUAAGUUCCGGACAUUCUGAAUCCGGUAAUGAAAGACAUGAUUCAAGUUCUGGUGAAAACCAGGAUAUAAAUCAUGAUUCUGAACCGGAAAACACUAGUGACAAGAAAGGAAGGCCUAGACUAGGGUCGAGUGUUUCGGAAACUGAUGAUAAAGAGGAUGAGAUUAUUUUAAAACAGGAGUUUGAAAAGUUGCGAACUUUUGCACGAGAAGUUGUGCCGCGUCCUUUAUAUGAGGAAGUGAAAUUUGUUGAAGAAGUUGAACCAGUACCGAUUGAGGAAAGUAUGGAAUGUGUGAAAGUUGAUCACGAGGAGUCCCAUGAAGAAUUCACGUCCCGAUUUUUCACAUACGAUAAAGUUCACGAUUCGGAAAAUCGUGGUUUACCAGAUUUUAGUGACUUGGAUUAUGAAUAUCAUGAUUUUGGUUUAAAUGAAGUUGAUCCUGAUUUGUUAUCUAUGAAUCUAGCGCCGAUUCUAGAAGAAACAGAAGAGGAGCUCGCUGAAGAAGAAGAAGAAAAUGAAGAUUCAGAGUAUGAACAAGAUUGGAGAGGGAACUGGAUCUUUAAAGGUGCCAGUGGAAUGGCUCCAUAUAAUAACAUUACAGGAAAGAGUAGACAGUCGGCAGAGUUUGGUGAUGGUUAUGUUAUGGUGCCUAAACCGAAUGAAAUAUUAGCUCCAACCAUUGGUAACAGAGAUGUAGAUGACAUGUCUGAUUUGUCUGAGAAUGAGGACAGAGAUUUGAGCGACGAGGAAAGUUCAUUCUACGCAAAAACAAGCGAAGAAAUCGCUCGUAUAACACGUAAAACUACCAGUUCCACUCAAGUUGCACCUCUCGCCAACAUUUCAAUCCAGACGGACGGGGAAUCUGAUUUGGAGUCCAUGGUUUCCCGACCGAACUCUUCAUUUUCCGAUUCUGGUUUCCGUACUAAUCGACCGGAACAGUACAGUUUUGAUAGUCGUGUUAGUGAAAAGUCAGCAGUAAAGUUAUCAGAAGAACUGGUACCUGCAGAAGGUGACGAUCCAAAGUUUGAAAUUCCACCAGACAGUAUAACCAUCUCAGAAGGGGAACCAGCAAGGUUAACCUGUAGAGUGGCUGGUACUCAGCCUUUAGACGUAUUUUGGUACAAGGUACGAGACGAGGUCGAAGAGUUGGAGAAUUCAGAGUAUUAUGAGAUUAUCAAGGACGGCAGUCGUCAGAGUAUAAACAUGUACAACAUGACGAAGGCCGACGCGGGCCAGUAUAUGUGUAUGGCAAUAAACGAGAAAGGCCGGUGCUGUCAAUACUUUAUACUCCAUGUAAAAAAAAACACAACAGAAAUGAAGGCACCGGAAUUCUUAAAGACUUUAUCAGAUCUAGAGGUCAAAGAAGGUCAAAGUGUAAAGUUCAGAUGUAAGGUCAAGGGCAUUCCUCAGCCAAGGGUCGUUUGGUACAAGGACGGCAAGAUCCUGAUGAACCAACUCAAUUAUAAACUUGAGAAGUUUGGUAACCGUGACUACAUCCUGGCAAUUGACUCGGCUACGAUGGAUGAGGAUGCCGAGUAUUGCGCUUUGGCUAAAAAUGUUGCUGGAGAGGCUCGCACCAGCGCACAACUUCUUGUAGAGCCCAGAAAUAAACCAGAAAGUGUUCCAAUUACUGCCAAAUCUCCCAAAUCACCAAAAUCCCCAGAGAAAAAACAGUCUGCGGAUGAUUUCCCCGAUUUAUCGUACCUCGGAUUGGGCCGGGCUAAAACACGACCUGCUAAGUCCACAUCAUCAUCAUCAUCAUUAUCAUCUUCAUUGUCAUCAUCAAAUAAAACGCCAAAGUCUUCAGAGGACAAAACUAAGGAUUCUGAUUUGCAUAAUUUGAGUGAAAGAGUGGCGGAAACGAAAGAAAGUGUAUCAAAAGUUGCCGAGGAUAUGCUGUCAUCUUCAAAAGAGUUAACCGAGAUUGACAAAAGUAUCGCAGCCAUGGACAAGCUUCUAGAAGAUCUAGAGUCGGACGUUUAUUCUGUAAAUUCAGACGACGUCGAGAACAAUAAUGAGGUUAUAAGUACGCUCCCCGGCUCGGCUGUUCUAGAAUAUUCUAACCAAUUUUAUGUAAUGAAAGAGGCAGCUGAAAAUGUGCGGAAAGCGACAAAAUCCACGCUGGAUUAUUUAAACAGUACAGAAGCAUAUGUGAUGAGGGAGAAAGGUAUUGGCGAUGUUGCUACAAGUACACCUAGAAACUCGGACACGGAACGUGUAUUUAACCCCGAUAGUGAUGCUUCACAUAUUGUCUGUGAUACAAGUGACGUAACCGUGGAAACGUCUCAAGACGCGAGCGAUGACUCUCAUAAAAGUGAGGUGGUGUUUAAUUUAAAUCCAAUGACAAUAAAUAUGGGUGGUUUGAAAGAUUCCAAAAAUAGAGUUCAAAGUGGCAGACGGACUUUAUCUAGGUCAAGUUCAAAUGAAGACUCAGCGGUUGCUAAGGACAACAAUGAAUCUCAACGUAGUGAUACAUUACAUACGGACAGACAGAAUUCUAGUGAUACAAGUAGUCAUGUGACACAUUCUCCAGAUGUUACCAUGGAUACCUCAGAUCUGAAUGUUUCUCACGAUGGUUCUAGUGAGAAAUUAACAGUGAAUUUAGGGCCGAAACGCGAGAAUAAAGAUCCGUACAGGAGAGAUUUUUAUGUCACAGAUACCCCUAUGAUGCAGAGGAAAUCUCCUAUAGAGGAGAAACAAAGAGCACGCACAGAGGAAAAGAUAUACCUGGCUGCUAAUACUGUAACUAAUCUAGAGAACAAAGUACAGUCACUACAAGAUAAGAUGAGGGCAGUAAAUGCUCUACAAGAACAAGAUAAAUUAGGUCAACUAGAAAACGAAGUUGCCCAAACAGUAGCACAUGUGGUGUCAACUGAAAAACAGGUUAAGAAAAUAGAAGGGGAUGUUUCUAAACUCAAAGCAACAAAACGUCAAGCACCAAGUGUUCCUCCAGCAAGCCCUAGAGAAAGGCCUGAACCAACUUUCCUUAAAGGCGAUACAAGGGAACAGGAUUUACCUGAGAGUCGUACAGAAUUUAACGAGGAAUAUGGUUCUAUAGAACUUCCUAGUGUUAACCGACUCAAAGCUAUGUUCGGUGGGAUAAAGAGCAGUGACAAAGAUUCCUCCAUUAAAAGGGAAGCACAGUCUGAUGGAGGUCAACAAGAGCCUAUUCACAGUAUAACUGCUAGAAGUGUACCUAAAGAACAGUUGGAGAAACUACGCCAUACGUCAGGAGAUCAUCCUCAAACAGCUGUAUCAUCAUCUACCGAACCGGCUCAACCUGCACGUGCAACUUCCUUGAUGACGGGUGAACAAAUUAAAGCACGCCCGAACGUGCCAACACAAGUUUAUCAGUCACAUGACUUUGACUCUGGCAAGUCAGUCGGCCAUAAAAUGCAAGCUCCAAAACAAAGUAUACAAGUUUCUUCAAAUGUGAAGCAGACCUCAGUUGCCGAUAGUAACACUAAGUCUAAAUCAUCCGUACAAAUCAGUCUCGCGAGUGGGAAUAUAAACAAACCUAUACACACUGACACAGUAGAUCAUGCUCAACCAAAACAACCAAUCAAAACUACUGUAACAGCCAAUAAAACAAAUGCACCAAACAAUUCUAGCCAAUCAAAGUCAUCGGCACAUAAUGUGAAAACUGGAGAGGAUAUAGACACUCCAGAGGAGAGAAAAUCACCAAAAAUCAAAACAGGAGCAAUUUCAGCGAUGUCCAAGUUUUGGGAAAAGGGGGCAAAAGAUACCGUAGUACCAGAGCUAUUGGAAUAUGAUUGAUAAUUGUCAAUAAUAGAUAAAUUUUAUACAAUGUUAAACUAUUAAACAAGUGCAAUUUGCAUAUUUUAUUAUGUUAAAAUUAUAUGAGAAAAUAUACAAAAGAAAUGAAGAUUUACAUGUACAUGGAACAAUUGUUUCAUGCAUAUUUGGUUUUAUCAAUGAGAUAUGAUUUUUAUCACUCACUGUAUGAUAACCAUUGCUGAAUUUCAUCUAGUAGCAUAAAAGAAAAAGUGAAAAUUAUGGAAUAUGUCUCGCUCUGAAGUGAGGUCACUAAGGCUAAAAAUAGAUUUUCCUCUACUUUGAUUCUCUAGCACGCAGUAAGGUCUUUCCAAUAAAAGUCUAUUUG